UGACCGGAAGCACCUCGCGAAGAUCACAUGAUUCCUAACCUGGUACCUGUUGUGUGCAGCUCCCGGCUUCUCUGCGCCGCCAGAAGUGCCUCGGGAGUGGGCUCUGGCCACGUAUUUUAUCUGGGCUGACGGUAACUACGUCCUGCAGACUCGAGGGAGUAGGAAAGACUUCCGAUCGGAGAGCGAGUGGGCUGACCCAGUGCUUUCCUUGGGCCCCUUCGAAGUCUGAUGAGGCCGCCGUGAUCUCCUGCGCUGGGCCAGGCUUUGACAGCCGGUGGUUGCUGACCCCACCAUGGCGUCUACGGACACCUGGCAGCAGCCUUCAGAUUCAGAGAGAGAGGAACUUCUUCCUAGAAAAUCCCGUGAACCAGGGGCUCAGUCUGUCCACUGGAGAAACCUGGUCGGUUUUUGGCUCCUCGGUCUGUGCAACAAUUUUUCGUAUGUGGUGAUGCUCAGUGCUGCACAUGACAUCCUCAGGAACCAGAGGGCACCUGAAAAUAACAGCCAUGUGGAUCCAGAGCCAACACUCACUCCUCAUAACAGCACAUCUCGAUAUGAUUGCAACCCUGUGUCUACAGCUGCUGUCCUCCUGGCUGACAUUCUGCCUACAUUCAUUAUCAAGAUACUUGCUCCUCUCGGCCUUCACUUGCUUCCCUACAGCCCUCGAAUUAUCCUUUGUGGGGCCUGUGCUGCUGGUAGCUUCCUUAUGGUUGCCUUUUCCCAGGAAGUUAUGACCAGCCUAAGUGGUGUGGUCCUGGCCAGUAUUUCCUGUGGGCUGGGGGAGAUAACCUUUAUCGCCCUUACUGCCUUUUACCCCAGUGAGGUGGUUUCCUGGUGGUCCUCAGGCACUGGUGGAGCAGGGGUACUGGGGGCCCUCUCCUACCUGGGUCUGACCCUGGUUGGUCUUUCCCCUGAAAACACACUAAUCUCUAUGCUGGGCAUCCCUGUUCUGCUACUGGCCACUUACUUUCUGCUGCUCAAGUCCCCAGAUUCAUUGGCUUCCCAAAGAGAUGGGAUGCUUGAGACCUCAGCUCAGCGUCCCCUCAUAGCAGGAGAGAGCUCAAAGCCUCACUCCAACUUCAAUGUGAGCCUCUCUUUCAGUGACAGGUGGAAUAUCUUUAAGGGUCUCCUGAAAUACAUUGUCCCCUUGGCUCUGGUUUAUUUUGCUGAGUAUUUUAUCAACCAGGGGCUGUUUGAGCUGCUUUUCUUCAGAAACACGUCUCUGACCCAUGCCCAGCAGUACCGAUGGUACCAGAUGCUGUACCAGGUCGGAGUCUUUGUCUCCCGUUCCUCUCUUCAGUGCUGCCCCUUCCGUUUCAUUUGGCUAUUGGCAGUGCUUCAGUUCCUGAAUCUAGGCUUCCUGAUGGUCGAAGUGUGGUUCAGUUUCCUUCCCAGCAUCUACCUUAUUUUCGUGAUCAUUUUGUAUGAGGGUUUCUUGGGUGGAGCUGCCUAUGUAAAUACCUUCUACCAUGUUGCAGUUGAGACCCAGGAUGAGCACCGAGAAUUUGCCAUGGCAACUGCCUGCAUAGCAGAUACCUUGGGGAUCUCUUUGUCAGGGGCCUUGGCCUUGCCUCUGCAUGAUUUCCUGUGCCAGCGCCAUUAACAUUUGACCCAUCUUGGAGCCCUUCCUAUAGCUUGGGAACAGAAUAAGCUAGAGGAUAUACUCCCUUGUGAGUUUUGUAGAACCUUCCCCUGGAUUUGGGUGCAAGAGAGACUUAAUGAAUGUGCUUGUUACAAUGGGACCAAGUAGAUAGUUGGAGGCCCUGGAAGAAUGUCCAGGAAGAUCCAUAUAAUUUAUCUUCUACCGCCAAACUGAGCUUUUGACAUCAGACUGCUGAUCGAUCAAGUGCUGAAAGUUGAAAUUCAUGUUCUCCCAUUAACAACAUAUUUUAUCAAAUAGCUCUGUGUCCAGUUUCUGCAAAAGAAAUGUAGAUGUGCACGAAGCACAACAAGGGUCAGCAGAUAUAUUUGGGCCUUAAAAGGGAUAUUUGAGGUUCUAGGGGAACCAAUGAGGGUUAGUCUACCAUCUAAAAGCUGAUGUGGUAGGUACGCCUUUGGGGUGAGGCUUCCACAGCAAGGACUCAAAAUAAUCUUUCCUUCCCAAUGAAUAGUUACGAACUUAUUUUUGCUUCGUUACAGUAUCUAAUGGUUCCUAGGUACCAUGUGGCUGUGGGUUAUCAAACAACACCCCUCUACCCCCAGUUUCUCUCCUACUUCUCUCCUUAUUCUUCCUUCUCUACAAUUAACACUACAGGAAUAGUCCUAUAGACAUUAUUAUACCUCCCUAAUAAGAUACAUUAAAGUGCUCAUUAAAACUAUCUAAGAUGUCAUUUUGUACUGUUUCCUUUGGGAAAAAAACUAUAAGCACUUUUAAUAAAAAUAAAUGUAUUUUGUA
Molecule: messenger RNA, 2395 nt
Organism: Trichosurus vulpecula (common brushtail)
Lineage: Eukaryota; Metazoa; Chordata; Mammalia; Diprotodontia; Phalangeridae
Gene: CLN3
Product: CLN3 lysosomal/endosomal transmembrane protein, battenin
Exons: 15
Coding region: 293-1603 (436 amino acids)
Biological process (GO): lysosome organization; lysosomal lumen acidification
Cellular component (GO): membrane; lysosome
Source: RefSeq, a predicted model, not a curated record